AUGCCGUUUUCCGUUAACGGCAUCCUUUGCACGCUUGCGCUGCUGGUCCUGUGGCGGGUGGAGGAGCUCGCGGAAGCAUGCAGCUGCGCCCCGGUACAUCCGCAACAGGCGUUCUGCAACGCCGAUGUAGUGAUUAGAGCAAAGGUGGUGGGAGAGACAGAGGUGGAUUCUGGGAAUGAUAUCUAUGGGAACCCCAUCAAGAGGAUCCAAUAUGAGGUCAAACAGAUCAAGAUGUUCAAGGGGCCUACCCAGGACAUCGAGUCUGUCUUCACUGCUCCUGUGUCCGCUGUCUGUGGUGUUACCCUGGAUGCCAAUGGCAAGAAGGAGUACUUGAUCUCAGGCAAGGCCGAGUCUGGCGGGCGCAUGCAUGUGACCUUGUGUGAUUACAUCAUGCCCUGGGACUCCUUGACCAACACCCAGAAGAAGGGCCUGAGCCAGCGCUAUCAGAUGGGCUGUGAAUGCAAGAUUGUGCGCUGUCCCUCUUUGCCCUGCGAGAUCUCGGCUCCUGAGGAGUGUCUGUGGACGGACCUGAUGAUCGAGAAGCAGGUGCACGGACGCCAGGCCAACCACUACGCCUGCAUCAAGAGGGCGGACAACUCCUGCUCCUGGUACCGCGGCGUCGCAUCGCCCAAGAAGGAGUUCCUGGACGGCGAGGAGCCUUAAAAAUCACAUGGCACCGUGACUGCCGUCAGUGCACAGCCUGGCUGAAAAUAAAUGUAAACGAAUCCAUUGAAAUUUAAGAUAACAUCAGGCAAAUUAGCGAAUGUAACUGAAAUUACGCGCUGGUCUGAAAACAAUCUUUAGCCUCUCUUUGUGUUUGUCGUCCGUAAGAAUUUCAGUCAGAGAGGGCAGCGUUGCUCAACUUUAACUGACUCUGAGGAGGCUCAGAGGUUGUUCUCAGACGCAGUGUCUGUAAAAACAAAUAAAAUAGCAUCAUGAGACAUAGACUGGUCAAGUGAUGAUGUAACUUCCUCCUGAGGCUGGCGUCAGGAGGAUAUAAAUCCUCGGGUGAGACAGAGCACUUCCUGCCCUGCAAAGCUCUUUAACAGCUCUGCUCUCCGCAACUUCCACCUAUCAAUCUACCCCGAUCUACGGACGAUCAUUCGUUACCCAUCGUGUUUCUACUUUUAUUACCUCAUUCUCCAUUUUAUUCCAAAGCUAAAUUCCAAGUUGCCUUUUGUUAAAUGAUUGUCUCGCCCUCUCUCUCUCUCUCUCCCUCAACACUAUUAGUUUACUUGCAUCUCUCUUCUUCUCUGCUGGGAGCUGUUCGGCCACUGGUGACGUUGGACGCCCACAACGUGCUUAAACUCUUUAAAAAGAACAUGAGUCAUCUUUGCAUGGCUGUUUUUUUUUGUUUGUUCUCUCCUUUUUUCUUUCUUUUUUUUUUUAUUAUUUCAAGUGGUUUUUAACUGAAGCCUGUGGUCGUCACAGGCCUCACUGGACCAGUCUAUGCUGUGUAAAGAUGAGCGCUCUAAAUUUUAAACCUGUCUCGUGAGGUAAAACGACAGAAACAAAUCAGAAAUAUCCCAAAUUUCUCUCUCAUCUCAUCUUCAUCCCUUCUCCCUUGUUAUCCCCCACUAUGUAGCUGUACAGUACCUAUGCAUAUACUUUUGUUGUUACUUGAUAAUUAUUAUUAUAAUUUACUGCAUUAGAACUAGAUUUGCACUUUUUGAGGAUGAGUUCCAGUAAAGACAAGAGCCUGAACACUCUGAUGUGACAGUUAUUAAUCAUUCGCCCAGACGACAGAUCCACCUCAGGUGCAGAUUUCAUCUAUUUUGAGUGCUUUUGGUGAUCCAUAUUUACAAGCUUAUCUUUGUCAUAACAGAUAAAAUAGUACUUGCUAUGAACGAUUUAAAAAAACAAAAAACAAAGUGGCGUGUGAGAGGUUGCGGAUUUUAUGUGUGAAAGGGAAACAAAAAGAGCUUGUGGGAUGUUAUUUCAGUGUCUUUGUAUUAUCUGUUGAUUGUAAAUGCCAACAGCAGUUUCAUGAAUUGCCAAUAUAUUCUCGCAGACGGUUCAUUUCAUGAGUAAUAAGGUCUUUACAUGCUUAACGUUAGCUUUGACUCGUCUUUCCUGCUCCUUCCAGUUAUUAAUGAAAGCUUUAUCGCUGUCAUAGAAAGCAAGUUACUCGAUAAUCGAAGUUUACAGUGCUGUUUUAUACACCUCGAGCUACAUUAACAAAAAAAAUAUAUAUAUGAUGGAGUAUUAGAGGCAUAAUUUAAAAAGUAAACUCUUUCCAUUUUCCAUUACUUUGUAUUUUUUCAGUGUUAUUAUUAUACCUGUCAUGAUUUUUGUGUGUUUUUCGCUGUCUUUGUCUACGAUGUCUUUAGCUGUAGUGUCGAGUUGAGAAGGUCCUCUUGCGCUGGAGUAACGUGAGAGUGAGAGAGAUUAAUGCUUUUUGGAGAGGUGUAGAGAAAUGAGAAAUGGAUACCUUGUGUGAAUAGAGGACUGUGCAUGUGUUUGAUGCUUUGUGUAAGUCCGGGCGAAGGACAAAAUAUUCAGUAUUAUCAAAUAAAAAAACACACGUUUGAAAGAAUAAA
This is a messenger RNA of Larimichthys crocea (large yellow croaker), 2540 nucleotides long. RefSeq names its product TIMP metallopeptidase inhibitor 2a (gene timp2a). Gene Ontology annotation, molecular function: protease binding; metalloendopeptidase inhibitor activity. Lineage: Eukaryota; Metazoa; Chordata; Actinopteri; Sciaenidae. The coding region runs from base 1 to 663 and encodes 220 amino acids. The transcript has 5 exons. Gene Ontology annotation, biological process: response to hormone; response to cytokine; negative regulation of membrane protein ectodomain proteolysis. The record is from RefSeq and is a predicted model, not a curated record. Gene Ontology annotation, cellular component: extracellular matrix.